This is a messenger RNA of Staurois parvus, 353 nucleotides long. Lineage: Eukaryota; Metazoa; Chordata; Amphibia; Anura; Ranidae. The record is from the annotation of a GenBank genome assembly.
UGGGCCUGGGGAGAGUGGAUAUAGUGAAUGCGGGGUCCGGGGAGACGGGAUAUAGUGAAUGCGGGGUCCGGGGAGAGCGGAUAUAGUGAAUGCAGGGUCCGGGGAGAGUGGAUAUAGUGAAUGCAGGGUCCGGGGAGAGCGGAUAUAGUGAAUGCAGGGUCCGGGGAGAGUGGAUAUAGUGAAUGCGGGGUCCGGGGAGAGUGGAUAUAGUGAAUGCGGGGUCCGGGAGACCAGAUAUAGUGAAUGCGGGGUCCGGGGAGACCAGAUAUAGUGAAUGCGGGGAUCUGGAGAGACCAGAUAUAUUGAAUGCAGGGUCCGGGGAGAGUGGAUAUAGUGAAUGCAGGGUCCAGGGA